UCCGGAGGAGGCGCGAAUCGCGCGGGGUUGACUAAUUUGGGGGUGGGGGGGCACAGUGUGAUGGAGCAGCCCGACGACAUGGCGUCGCUGAGCGAGUUCGACUCCUUGGCGGGCAGCAUCCCGGCCACCAAGGUGGAGAUCACCGUAUCCUGCAGGAACCUCUUGGACAAAGACAUGUUUUCCAAGUCCGACCCACUGUGUGUCAUGUAUACUCAAGGAAUGGAGAACAAGCAGUGGCGGGAGUUUGGACGAACCGAAGUUAUCGACAACACGCUCAAUCCCGACUUUGUGCGCAAGUUCAUUGUGGACUACUUCUUCGAGGAGAAGCAGAACCUCCGAUUCGACCUAUACGACGUUGACUCGAAGAGCCCUGACUUAUCCAAACAUGAUUUCCUAGGCCAGGCCUUCUGCACCCUUGGAGAGAUCGUGGGGUCCCCUGGAAGCCGCCUGGAGAAGCCCCUCACGAUAGGAGCAUUCAGCCUGAAUUCCAGGACAGGCAAACCCAUGCCAGCUGUGUCCAACGGUGGUGUCCCAGGGAAGAAAUGUGGCACCAUCAUUCUGUCUGCCGAGGAGCUCAGCAACUGUAGGGAUGUCGCUACAAUGCAGUUCUGUGCCAACAAACUGGACAAGAAAGAUUUCUUUGGGAAAUCCGACCCUUUCUUGGUGUUUUACAGAAGCAAUGAGGAUGGAACAUUCACCAUUUGCCACAAGACCGAGGUCAUGAAGAACACCCUAAACCCAGUCUGGCAAACUUUCUGCAUUCCCGUGAGAGCCCUCUGUAAUGGCGACUAUGAUCGGACCAUCAAGGUGGAGGUGUACGAUUGGGAUAGAGACGGCAGCCAUGACUUCAUUGGGGAAUUCACCACCAGCUACCGGGAGCUGGCCCGCGGGCAGAGCCAAUUCAACAUCUAUGAGGUGGUAAACCCAAAAAAGAAAAUGAAGAAAAAGAAAUAUGUAAAUUCUGGCACAGUCACGCUGCUUUCCUUUGCUGUGGAGUCAGAGUGUACAUUCCUGGAUUACAUCAAAGGAGGGACUCAGAUCAACUUCACAGUGGCCAUUGAUUUUACCGCCUCCAAUGGGAACCCCUCACAGUCCACAUCCCUGCACUACAUGAGCCCCUACCAGCUAAACGCGUACGCACUGGCGCUGACUGCCGUCGGGGAGAUUAUCCAGCACUACGACAGCGACAAGAUGUUCCCUGCCCUUGGCUUUGGGGCCAAGCUGCCCCCUGAUGGCCGCGUGUCCCACGAGUUCCCACUGAACGGCAACCAGGAGAACCCCUCCUGCUGCGGUAUCGACGGCAUCUUGGAGGCCUACCACCGCAGCCUGCGCACUGUGCAGCUCUACGGCCCCACCAACUUUGCACCCGUGGUCACCCAUGUGGCCAGGAAUGCGGCGACUGUGCAGGAUGGCUCCCAGUACUCAGUGCUGCUCAUCAUCACAGACGGAGUCAUCUCAGACAUGGCACAGACCAAGGAAGCCAUCGUCAAUGCUGCCAAACUCCCCAUGUCCAUCAUCAUCAUCGGCGUGGGCCAGGCAGAGUUUGACGCCAUGGUGGAGCUGGAUGGUGAUGACGUGAGGAUCUCCUCCCGGGGGAAGCUGGCUGAGCGGGACAUCGUGCAGUUUGUGCCCUUCCGGGACUACGUGGAUCGCACAGGCAACCACGUGUUGAGCAUGGCGCGCCUAGCCCGCGAUGUGCUCGCUGAGAUUCCGGACCAGCUGGUGUCCUACAUGAAGGCACAGGGCAUCCGUCCGCGUCCCCCGCCUGAGCCCCAAGCCCACUCGCCCCCGCAGUCCCCAGCCCACACGCCCCCUGGCUCCCCCCUACACACACAUAUCUGA
Orycteropus afer afer is the source of this 1842-nucleotide messenger RNA. NCBI's taxonomy places the organism in Eukaryota, Metazoa, Chordata, Mammalia, Tubulidentata, Orycteropodidae. The record is from RefSeq and is a predicted model, not a curated record.